Molecule: messenger RNA, 1645 nt
Organism: Trichomycterus rosablanca
Lineage: Eukaryota; Metazoa; Chordata; Actinopteri; Siluriformes; Trichomycteridae
Gene: aspn
Product: asporin (LRR class 1)
Exons: 7
Coding region: 1-1107 (368 amino acids)
Molecular function (GO): protein binding
Source: RefSeq, a predicted model, not a curated record
AUGAGGCUGGUUUUAUUAUUCAGCCUCCUGUUGGUGUGCCAUGCAAAACCGUACAAGAGGAUCAACGUGAUGGAGCUGAUGAAGCUUCACGACAUCAUGCAGCAGGACAACGACAACAACAUCGACGACGACGACAGUGAUGAAGACGACGACGACGAUGAUGAUGAUAACUUCAUUACAGACUGUCCCUUUGGUUGCCAGUGUUUCCGGCGGGUGGUUCAAUGUUCAGAUCUAGGUCUGACCUCAGUGCCGCGUGACAUUCCAGCAGAUACCAUCAUGAUCGACCUUCAGAACAACGAUAUUACCGAAAUCAAGGAGGACGACUUUAAAAAUCUGGAUAAUCUAUAUGCCCUGUUUCUGGUCAACAACCGCAUAUCGAAGAUCCACCCGAAGGCUUUCCAGAACAUGGACAAACUCCGCCUGCUCUACCUGUCCUAUAACCUCCUGACCCGAGUACCCGAAAAUCUGCCCAAGAACGUUUUCGAGCUCCGGAUCCACGACAAUAAAAUCAGCAGAAUCCAGAAGGGAGCGUUUAGAGGGAUGCAGUCCCUGCACGUUCUGGAAAUGAGCGCCAAUCCUAUUGCUAACAGUGGGAUUGAACUCGGAGCUUUCGAUGACAUGGCAACCCUUUACCUGAGAAUUGCCGAGGCGAAGCUGACAGCGGUGCCCAAAGAUCUUCCAUCGUCUCUGACUGAACUUCAUCUGGACUACAAUAAGAUCGCUAAAGUCGAGGUGGAGGAUUUGAUCAGAUACAAAAAUUUAAAGAGGUUAGGACUUGGAUUUAACCAGAUCAAAUUUGUGGAGGACGGGAGUUUGGCCAACAUCCCCAAAAUCAGAGAGAUUCACCUGGACAACAACUGGCUGAAGAAAGUUCCUCCGGGCUUAAACACGCUCAAGUAUUUACAGGUGUUGUACCUGCACGAGAACAGCAUUAGCAGCGUGGCCGUGAACGACUUCUGCCCGUCCAGAACCAAAACCAAGAAGCUCCUGUACACAGGGAUCAGCCUGUUCGCCAACCCGGUGAGAUACUGGCAGAUCCAGCCGGCCACCUUCCGCUGCGCCUCGGGACACCGCGCCCUUCAGCUCGGCAACAACAGGAGAAAGUGAGCGCCGGGUUCCACCGGGGGGCGCCGCCUCAACACCGAACCGGAUCCCAUCAGUCCGGCCGCAGCUCGUACCGCGACUGACGUGCUGUUUACUUGAAAUGUGUAUCGUGAAGAGAGUUCAGAUAAUCGUCGGGUUUUUCUACUGUAAUCUGACGUGUUUUAAUCCAGAUAUUCAUUAAGAAUCGUGAGUUUAAACCUUCAGGGUCGACACUGAUACCGCUACACAAAUCAUCCGACUGUCCACUGAGGUCUAUAUUCACUCACGCUAGUUUAUUUCUUAUUAUUUCUAAUGUAGUCGUUUUAUAGGAUUUGUUUUACUCCACAUUUUCACUUAAUCCACUCGUAGCCAGUUGGAAUUUAUCCCUCGCUCCCCCACCAGAUCAAAAAGUGCCUCGCCCCUUCAAGACCCACCCCCACUGAUCGCUUCUUUUCACCUAGCCAGGGGCGUGGUCUCACAGAGCGCCCCCUCGUGAUCAGACGCCCCCCAGUGCAGGCGCCUCAAGCUGCGACGAGGAACCCCUGUUCAGCCACGGCCCCGC